GUGGAGGGGGCUUCUGAAGAGUCCUGGGGGUGUGACAGAAUAAGGUUCUGAGAGGGAGGCGCCGGUGGCUCGACUCGAUCUGGGAAGACAUGCCUCAAAAGAGAAAAAGAUGACAUAGUUAUCUCUGAAAAAAAUCUUCUGCUGACUCAACUUUUCCCGGAAAAAUGGGCCAUUUCCACCACAUGGGGAUGAGCAUGGGGAUGAGCAGUGGGGAUGACAACAGUACCAUGGCACCUUCUCACCAUCACCUGACCUCUUCAGCCUCCCACUCCCAUGAUCACAUGAUGAUGAUGAUGCCUAUGACCUUCUACUUUGGCUUUAAGAACGUGGAACUAUUGUUCUCUGGUUUGGUGAUCAAUACAGCUGGAGAAAUGGCUGGAGCUUUUGUGGCAGUGUUUCUACUAGCCAUGUUCUACGAAGAACUCAAGAUAGCCCGAGAGGGCCUCCUGCACAAGUCACAAGUCAACAUUCGGUACAAUUCCAUGCCUGUCCCAGGACCAAAUGGAACCAUCCUUAUGGAGACCCACAAAACUGUUGGGCAACAGAUGCUGAGCUUUCCUCACCUUCUGCAAACAGUGCUGCACAUCAUCCAGGUGGUCAUCAGCUACUUCCUCAUGCUCAUCUUCAUGACCUACAACGGCUACCUCUGCAUUGCUGUAGCGGCAGGGGCUGGCAUGGGGUACUAUCUCUUCAGCUGGAAGAAGGCAGUGGUAGUGGACAUCACAGAACAUUGCCAUUAACGUCUAACUCUAUGGUGUGGCCUUAUCGAUUGCAGUGGAAAGCAGUUCAAGACUGGAAGACAGGAUUCCAAUCUUCUCUUCUUGCUCCUUAUCUACACACACACACACAC
Messenger RNA from Mesoplodon densirostris (Blainville's beaked whale), 850 nucleotides. Its product is annotated as high affinity copper uptake protein 1-like. Gene Ontology annotation, biological process: copper ion transmembrane transport. Lineage: Eukaryota; Metazoa; Chordata; Mammalia; Artiodactyla; Ziphiidae. The coding region runs from base 165 to 740 and encodes 191 amino acids. The transcript has a single exon. Gene Ontology annotation, cellular component: membrane. Gene Ontology annotation, molecular function: copper ion transmembrane transporter activity. The record is from RefSeq and is a predicted model, not a curated record.